AAUGAGAUGAUGAAUUGUUUUCCCUCAUUCAGAUACCUUUCUCCAGCAGGUUGUAGAAAUUUUGAUGAUUUUCAAAUUUAAAUUUGGACUCGUUGUGAUUUGCUUUGUUAAGAAAGGAAAAACAAAGAGAAGAGGGUGUAAAUUGAAACCUGUGAUGAGAUUGGCGAUGGCGGCACAAACAGAAUGGAUGUUCAGAGCGUUGAGCAGUGGUCGGCGGCACUUGUCGGCGGGAAGGCAGUGGGAGGAGAAAUGGCUUACGCUGCCUCCCGUGGCUGCGAGCGCCACCGUGGAGGUGAAGGGAAAGAGAAAGGGAACAGGAAACGAACUCUCCUCCACUCCCACCACCGCGCUCAAAUGGAUUGUUCGCUGCUGCCCAAACCUCCCCGUGUCCCUUCUGCACAAGCUUUUCCGUCUGAGACAAGUUCGACUUCUCUGUCCUCCUGACAUGGACACGCAACAUCAAACACUCAAAAGGGUGGCAGCUAAGUACACCUUGAACGCUGGAGAUCGGAUUUUACUUCCUCAAUCUGUUCAACAAAAACCAGCGCCUACACACAAACCUCACUCUCCUCUCACUCCUCAGCAAAUUAACUUUAUCCGCACUCUUGUUAUAUACAAGGAUCCUGCCAUUCUCGUCCUCAACAAACCUCCAGGAAUGCCCGUGCAGGGUGGCAUUAAUAUCAAACACAGUUUAGAUGUGGUAGCUGCUGCAUGUUUAAAUUAUGAAUACUCUGAACCCCCUCGUCUGGUGCAUAGACUAGACAGAGACUGUUCUGGCAUUCUGGUGAUGGGAAGAACACAGACAAGUACUACAGUUCUGCAUUCCAUCUUUCGGGAGAAAACAUCUAGGGCUUUAGAUAAUAUUGGCGAAGAGAAGAGAAUACUACAGAGAAGGUAUUGGGCACUUGUCCUUGGAUGUCCUAGACGUUCAAAGGGAUUGGUCACUGCUUCACUGGGUAAGGUGGUAGUUGACAACGGGAAAUCUGAUCGAAUAACUGUAGUUGACAAUUCAGCAUCAUUGUCAUCACAGCAUGCAAUUACAGAGUACCGAGUGCUUGCAUCAUCAUCACAAGGUUACACAUGGUUGGAGUUGUCCCCUUUAACUGGUAGAAAACACCAGCUUCGAGUGCACUGUGCUGAGGUUUUAGGUACACCAAUAGUUGGGGACUACAAGUAUGGAUGGCAAGCUCACAGGAAGUGGGGAGGUUUUGAUUUGUCUAAUGUGGAGGACUCCUGUGAAGAGCUUCUCAAGGAAGAAACACUCCCCUUUGGCCUUAAUUUGAACAAUGGGAGCAUCUCUGAGAAUCAUCCUCGUUUACAUCUUCAUUGCAAGCAAAUAGUCUUACCCAAUAUAUCUCAAGCACUGCAAAAUGUGCAAUCAUUUUCCAAUUGUGAUCUUUCACUAGUGGAAGGACUUGAGUUGGUAGCGGAUUUGCCUCCAUAUAUGCAAAGAAGUUGGGAUGUCACAAAUGGUUGAUUUAAUUCAAAUUAUUCCGCUCGGUUUUCUCAGAAUUCACAGCCUCAAAAUAUGCUAAGAAGUUGGGAUGUCACAAAUUGUUGAGUUAAUUCAAAUUAUUCGCUUGGUUUCCUCAGAAUUCACGGGAUGUUGGUUUGAGCUUGUUGUCACACCUGGAAUUGCGUUUUUCCUAACCAUAAAGCAUUUCCUAACCGUAAAGCAUUGCUGACUCUAUGUCAUGCUACAGUGCUACUCUUCAUAGCAGUGCCAUUGAAUUAAAUUCAGGUCAGUUGAUUCAUAGGAAUUUGAGCACAGUGAAAGAGAGAAUCAUCUGCCACUUUUAACAGUUCCUUCAAUCUUAUUGUUUGUCCAUCAUAGCCACAUCAUGAUAACUAGUAUAUUUUUCCUGACAGUAAGUAUAUUUUUGCUGUCCAUGCUAUAAAAAUGUUAUUACUCAUUAAUUAGACAAAUAUUUUAAUAAGGAAUCUUUCUUA
This is a messenger RNA of Vigna unguiculata (cowpea), 1950 nucleotides long. Its product is annotated as Pseudouridine synthase family protein. Lineage: Eukaryota; Viridiplantae; Streptophyta; Magnoliopsida; Fabales; Fabaceae. The record is from RefSeq and is a predicted model, not a curated record. Gene Ontology annotation, biological process: enzyme-directed rRNA pseudouridine synthesis. Gene Ontology annotation, molecular function: pseudouridine synthase activity; RNA binding.